Spirometra erinaceieuropaei is the source of this 4575-nucleotide messenger RNA. The record is from the annotation of a GenBank genome assembly. NCBI's taxonomy places the organism in Eukaryota, Metazoa, Platyhelminthes, Cestoda, Diphyllobothriidea, Diphyllobothriidae.
AUGAGGCCUCUCAGAAAGAAGAGCAAGAACUCCUCGUAUUUCUCCCAUGAUUUUAUCAUCGAGAAUCACGGGGAUAUCGUUAGCGUUGUUGCGAUGGUGUUCAUCGUUGGCAUGCUGUUUAAGGUAUGUUACACCUAUUUAACUUACACCAACCUCAUUAGGGAACUGCCCCUGUAGCAUCCCUCUUCAUAUCAAUGCAGCACAAUGAAAGUGUCGAGAGUACGUUUGUUAUUCUUCCAAUUACCGUCUUGCGCAGAGACCUCAGGUCCACCGGAUCUGCUUUACACCACUGGACGGUACGAUUUCUGCGCUAUCUUCUUCUACUCAACCGUUGCUAUAAUUUUGCAUGCAGUAGCCCAGGAAUACAUGCUGGAUGUAAGUUGUUGAUUAAGGCUCGAAAGAUUAGAAAAUAACGCGCAAACUGCACCUACCUCGUUCCAGUCAAUCUAAGUUCAGCGAAUCUGGACAGCUUCUCAUUUUCUACGUUGCCUCUGUAUAUUGGGCAGUUUAUGCGCUGAUAAAUGAAGGAUUUCUGUCAAGUUUGGGCGGACUGUGGGCCGAAUAUCCACAUGCCCAUUUGCCCUUCUGGAUUAAGCUAUUCUUCAUCUUUCAGGCAUGUUCCCUCUAAGUUGACGCUCUUCAGAUAAGUUAUUGGUUGCACAACUACCCGGAGCUCUACUUCCAAAAAGCGAAGAAAAGUGAAAUCCCCAACAGAGUUUUCUACUCAACUCUUUACCUCAUUGGUGUAACGGCAGCCUAUUUCAUGAAGUAAGCUAGUCACCAUUACUCACAGGGAACGUAGUUUCACGAAACUUGGCAUCGUCCUUUUGAUUAUUCACUACACAACGGAUGCCUUUUACCACUUCGCACGAAUGAUGAAGUUCUAUGGUUGGCCUCUUGGUGCUAAAUUAGGGUGAGUUUCUUUUUGAGCGUCUUACUCAGAGUAUUUAGGUUUUCAAUUUUCAAUGGCCUGUACGUACCUUCCCGAGUUAUAUGCACCGUCCUGGCGUUUCUUACGUUCUAGUAGGUCUUCGGAUUAUUGUAAAAUUAUGCUUUAGCUACGGCCUGCCUCAAUACAGCGUCCCGACUAUGAGUGUGUCCGAUGGAAAUUUCAAUACGUGGCUUAUUAGGUACGUUGCGCAGCGGUGGCUGACUUUUAAUUUUCCGUGGGUUCGCUCCUAGCUGAGCGUCCUGACAUUUAUUACAUAUUCUCGCGCAGACAAGCACAUUUUCCUUAAUUAAGCAGGAAAAAUUGGAUCAGGCAUUCUUUUAGUGGUGUGUCAACUCUGUUUGUGCAUUUUCCGCCUGACCUGGUUAUAAGAAUUUUGAUGUCUCCUUAGCAGUUUUCAUUUCCAAAUUCUGACCUCUCUUUGUGCUUGUCUGGCCACAAGCUUUUUUUCUACCUCGAAAUCAUAGGCUGUUUUCAAAUUUCACCAAAAUCACUUGAAGUCAAGUCAGGUGUUGCCGUACGCCUCUGUAUGCUAUCAACUUUUCUUUCAGACUGAACUGUAUGCUCUUCGUGCUUCUCACACAAGCCCAUAUGGUUUGGACCUUCGUCAAUUAUCAGCUCCGUAAAAUCCGUGAACAGAAGGCACAGCAGAUGAUUAAUGCCAUGUAUACGACAAAUGCCGACUUGCAAAGACGAAGGGAGAAGAAAAAGGGUACGUUAGCACAUAGUACCUUGAUUUUAAAUCGUUAUCUCCAUAUUCACGCUCUUUUGGUUUCCUGGGAGAUUUGGCCGCAGUAGGUCUUCUAGACAAACGCGCCUUUAUUCAGGUGUUUGAUUGUCGCUGUAUGAAAGUUGCGAAAAAAUCGCAGUAUAUGUGUUUCUUAAUUUCAUUGGAAUUAUACAUCAUAUAUAUAAGCCUCUUUCAUAAUUCUAAAUUCCCGAUAGUCAUUUUCUUCAACACUGUCGUUGUUACGGUUUAGUUUUAGACGGCCUUUGCUAGGGUUGGUGUUCAAGUUUUGGUUGUUCGCUGCAGCUUCGGGUGUUGUCUUAUAAGGACAGUUUUGAUUUUCGGUUCGAAUAUAUAUAAGCCCUUCUCUGAGGAAGUAAAAUUGCUUAGCAGUAAAUCUGUAGUUUACGCCCGUUAGGAACACUUGGUGACUCACUGCUGAAUUUAACUCAUCGCGGUUGCGUCGUGCAGCGGCACAAUCGGCGAAACUGUCUGGGCUCCCAGCUAGUGCGGCGGGUUCACCCUAAGGAUGCGGUCGGCUAUCUAGAUAAAAGUCGUCUUAACUAUUCGAUUGCUGUGGUCACACAUGGAACCCGGCCUCUACACGCAUACACGAACAUCAGCUGACAGUAAAAAGGCAAGACCACCUGUCCCAAGUUGUCAUGCAUACGCGUAAAACUAAAUGCAUGUUUGUUUGGGACAACACUCACAUUGUUGGUGUCUGUCCGCAUAAAUAGGGCCAAGAAUUUUCGAGACCAUUUUAAUGAUUCAUACACUAAUUGGCACGUCGAAUUAAACGACGCGUACAAUACUCGAGGAAAAUGUAAAAGGCAGCAGCCAAUCCGAGCGGGAUGACAGCACAUGGUAUUUGUUCCUGGCACAUCUAAAAUCCUAACCAUUUCGUGCAUUAGUGGACUGGCUUCGGAAGUUUACGGAGUCAAAUCUGUUGAAUCCCGAGAAAAACUUAUUUGCCUUCAGGUGCUACAAGCUUGGGGUUGGGUAUGGCUGAUUGAUGACAGCCAGUAAGUCGAAAGUGGCUAUUCAAAUCUCGUUUGUCUUCGUCUGUAAUCUCCUUCUGAAUAUGGUCCAUCUGCCAGACUCCGCCUUCGAACCUUCUGCGCCGUGUACGAGCGCAUAUUUGUGUUUCUGGCCUCAGCUGAUGGUCGGAGCUAUAAUUUGCUGGAUGAAGGUAGAAUAAGUCCAAAACAGCACUGUAUUAAUCCACCCUCAUAUGUUUAAUAACUCAAGUAGUAUGCAUUCCGAGAUGUUAUAAUGAGAGGAGAAAGCCCGCUGGAAAAAAAGAUUUACUCGUAAAUUUUUGAGCUGAUUACACCAACCCGUUGUCAGACUAGGUAAAUUCUGAGAGGUGGGAUUGCCACACUGCUAGUUGAGGACGCAGACAGAGAGAUGGGCAGACAACCUUGCGAGGGGGCGUGCAUUGUGUUGUGAUGGUUGCUGUAGGUGAGGAUAGGUGUUGUGCGUCCCAGUUAUGGCCCACCGUGUUCGGGGGAAGGGGAGGGUAGGCAGGGACGAACGGCCUGUCGGCGGGAUCAUACAUGUCCGAGCAUGCAUUAGCAGUUGUUGUUCUUGAGGUGGGUGCUAGUCAGUCCAUCGUGAUCUGAGACCCCCGUAGUGGACAUCUAAGUCAAAGUGGCGGUUGAUGCUGUCCGCACCGGAGUACCAAGCCUCGAGGGAUUCUCGUGCCUGUUUAGUGUUACCCAUAGUGACCACUUCAGUACCUUCCCAGGUUCAGCAGUAGUUAUAAUCGAGAGCGCGCGCAAACGCGAGAGAUAAGGGGUCACAUCGGCGGAUAGCCAGCUUGUGUUCCUUAAUGCGAGUCCCAAGUUGUCGACCCGUGUGACCAAUAUAAACACAACGACAGUUGGCUCGUGAGAUACCAUGGAAUAAUACCGCGCGCAAGGAGGACGCCGACUUGUGGGCGACGCAAUGCCAAACGUGUUCAAUUGUCGGGCGGUCGCUUCAUAAAUUUAUUGCAUGUAGGGCAAGUAAUAGUAUUUCCACUUUGCCACUUCUCCGCUUGAACUCCGAUCUUGUGGUCGCCUCUGACGUCUGAGGCAGUUUUUCACGAAACUGAUCGGAUAUCCGUUUGAUCGGGAUGAUUGGUAUAAGUAGGCUAGUUCUCUUAAGAAGGUACUCGCUACUACAGUACUAUCCUGUGGUCCGCAAAAGAAGCUGCGUCUGAACUCUUUCUCACCGCGUCUUCCGUCACUUUAGUAGCGAGUAUUUACUUAAGAAAGAACCGUAUUUGUAAUGAUGUUUCGGAAACCUCUUCCCCUUCAUCACCAGAGUUGUGUGGCUUAUAUUCCUGCUGGUCUUGAGUUAUUCAGUCUUGACUUUUUUGGACCCCACCGAGGAAAGCUCCUGGCGGGUCCGGCGUGACCUUUGUCCUCUUGUGGGCCGACGUAGUUCUAGCCAAAAGGUUACACGAGCCCGCCAGCGGCCAUCGUCAGAGGGAUAAAAGCUAGUGGGCAUCAAAUGGGCAGGUUAGAGUUCGUGUGUCGAGCACGGCUAUAAUACGAGGUGGACAGCAAGACGAAGUAACUCAAGAACAAUAGGAGAAAUAACCACACAACUUCGAUGACAGAAGCGAGGAAGUUUCCGAAACGUCAGUACAAAUACAAUUUGGCCCAUGAAUUCGCCCUCUCAUGUUUGUUUUCUUCAGGCGAUGAUGAUAGUGAUCACUAUGUGACUGCCUGCAAAUGCUCUAGAUCGAAUCUCAAGGCGCAAGCGGACGAGUGUAUCCCGUAACCUAAUCAGUGAAGCCCUUUCCAUGAUAUACAUGUGUGCAUUUAAUGCUGUUGUAGGUAAACGUGAAGAGGAUUCAAGGGAGUCACCCGAUGCACACUCGUCCGAUGUCCACCAGCGCAAGCGGAAAUAA